This is a messenger RNA of Gracilinanus agilis (Agile Gracile Mouse Opossum), 1632 nucleotides long. It is a transcript of the gene DEPDC4, whose product is annotated as DEP domain containing 4. The record is from RefSeq and is a predicted model, not a curated record. Bases 1 to 1632 code for a protein of 543 amino acids. The transcript has 9 exons. NCBI's taxonomy places the organism in Eukaryota, Metazoa, Chordata, Mammalia, Didelphimorphia, Didelphidae. Gene Ontology annotation, biological process: intracellular signal transduction.
AUGAUGGCGGUUCUUUUGACUCCGCGGUUCCGCAGGCUCAGCAGCCAGAGCGAACUCCGGCUUCAGCGGCGGGACGACCUUCGGUUCCGGCUCAGCACCGGGAGCGGUAGCACCCGGAAGAGGAAGACUGUUAUCACAGGAUGCUCCGGUCCUUUUCAAGCUACUCAGCUGUGGAAUGGUAUCAUUCACUCUCUUCAUACGCAAGUGGAAAUAAAAAGACGACGACAACACUUCAGAUCUUACAAAGAGUGUUUUACAGGUUCAGAUGCUGUUGAUGUAGUAUUAGGUCAUCUUAUGCAAAAUAUCUCCUUAAGCAGCAGUGACAUCUCCCGUCUAAAUGGAGUGCGUCUUUGCCAGGCUCUCAUGGAUCAUAAGAUAUUUGAACCAGUAGGAAUAAAAUUUUUCAAAAGUGAAAAAGAAUUGGAAUUUGAAGAUACAAAUAAUAGUCUCUAUAGGUUUCUGGGCUAUGAUCCCACUCAUGGCUUAUCUAAAAGAAAUGACGAUCCUAAAAAUAUGGGGCUUGAUCCAAUAAAAGCAAAAGGACUCUCCAGAGUAGAAGAUGAAAUGAUUUCAAAUCCUUUAGCACAAGAAAUUGAUGAGAAGACAAUUGAAGAACUAAUUCAUACUCUAAGUGGGCAUACAUCUUCCCCUCCAGAUAUCACAGUUGCCAAACCAGUUCAAGUACUUUCAAAAAAAGUUGUGGAAGAUGUGUGGAAAGAGCAAACCUUGUUAAGAAUCCUCCAAUUAAUUCACCUUCCAAUCUUAGAAAGGAUUUUAGAGCCACCAGUUAAAAGACAGAAUGUUCAUUUGAACCAAGAAGAUCUUAUCAUCCCAAAUACUUGCUUAGAUAGAGAAGUUAUUCAUGGCCUCAGCUUGUCUGAGAUUGACAGUUGGCUUAACGCAGCAAUUGAAUGCCUGGAAUAUUUCCCCGACCAGCUAAUAGUGAUGGUUAGUCAGCAGUUAGUUCAGAAUGCUAAUGAAGAAACAAAACUAAGCAAUCAUAAGAAGAUAUUCUUUGAUGUUAUAGUAAAGUAUUAUAAUCAAGAGAAAGACUGUUUACUUAAUGACAGUUAUUCUGAUGUUCAUUCAGGAAUUAUUGAACUUCUGGAGAAUGGGAAACAAGCAGAGGCUCUGGAAGCAUCCCAGCUCUAUCUGAGACUACUGUGUCCCAGUGUCAGGGAAGAAUUACGUAGACUCUUGACCUUUAUGGCUGCAGCAGCAGACCCUCAUGGCUACAAGUUACAAAAGCAGUAUGAUAAUAGAACAGUGGUCAUGAAAAUGCUUUCUAAAGCUGUUUUUCAAAACAAGUCAUUGUCAAAAGAACAGACUGAGCGGUUGGUCCAAUUUCUGCUAGAGAACCAUUGUGAACUUCUUAAGACACCUUUGAAUUUGCUGGACCUGGUGAGUAGGAAAUUCAGAAGCCUUCUUCUCGGAGAAGAUCCAGAUAUUAUAUCAGGUUUCACAUUUUGUCAGCGUUUGACUCGUGAAGAAUAUGAAGAGCAAAAACAAAGGACAAAUGAACAGCUCCAACAGUUGAUUCAAGAGAUUAACAUCAGUUCCAGUAUUCCUUUCAAACAGAAAAAGAAACUGAUGAAGGAAUUUCAGAAACAUCAUCCAUCAGCUUUGAAUUAA